Molecule: messenger RNA, 564 nt
Organism: Staurois parvus
Lineage: Eukaryota; Metazoa; Chordata; Amphibia; Anura; Ranidae
Source: the annotation of a GenBank genome assembly
GUCCUUGAAAACAUCCAGAUUUUUCAAGAUUGUGUACGAAAGGAUGACAGAUUUUCUUCAGUGAUGAAAAAGAAGUGUUCAUUUCACCUUACGCUCUUUGUGAUGGAAAUAACCAGAGAAGAAGAUGUGAGCGUAGCGAUUGAUGCACUUUUGGAGUGUAAGGUGAAGAUUGAGCACAUUCUGCAGGGAAGAGAUUUGAAUCUUCAGUUUCUUGGUGUAUCUGAGUUUAAUAAUCAAGUUGUCUUUGCAAAGAUAGCUGAGGAUUCGGCAAAAGCUAAGCUUAAAGAAAUUACUGACACUGUAAAAAAUACAUUCAAAGACAAAGAGUUAUUUAAAAUAGAAAAUAGAAGUUGUAUACCACAUUUGACGCUUAUGAAGAUGGAAAGUGCUCCAGAGUUACAAGAGCAGGGAGUAAUCAUUUACCCAAGUUUGUACAGAACCUUCAAGAAACAUUAUUUUGGAAAUGAAACCAUGUCCAGACUUGAUCUUUGUUCAAUGGGCAAGGCAAGACAGCCUGAUGGAUACUAUCACACUGAGGCUUCCAUCUUUAUUGGUGUAUCAUAA